Molecule: messenger RNA, 3042 nt
Organism: Morus notabilis
Lineage: Eukaryota; Viridiplantae; Streptophyta; Magnoliopsida; Rosales; Moraceae
Product: pentatricopeptide repeat-containing protein At5g39710
Exons: 2
Coding region: 88-2337 (749 amino acids)
Molecular function (GO): protein binding
Source: RefSeq, a predicted model, not a curated record
CGUUAAUCGUCGUCUUCGUUCCUUCUCGUUUCUAUAACUGAUGAAACCAGCACCAGCGUACCAGUGACCCGAGACACAAUUCCCGAAAUGCCCCUGCCCAAUCCGAAAAAUCUCCGGAAUGCCCCACUUCGCCGGCGUCUCCCUGACGUUCAGCUAGCGUACAAAGCCGCCGUAUAUCUCCGACGCCACCCUCACCUUCUCGACUCUCUCUCUCCCGAUUUUACGCCCGAAACCGCCUCCUAUUUACUCCUCAAGUCCGACAAAACCCUAAUCCCCAAAUUCGUUGACUGGGCCCGGACCCGCCAUUUCUUCAACUUCCGCUGCAAGUGCCUCGCCCUCCACAUCCUCACCCGCUUCAAGCUCUAUAAAACCGCCCAAUCCCUCGCCGUCGACGUCGCCGUAAAUACCCCCGAUGACGAGGGCAAUUUGGUCUUUGAAUGCCUCAGCAAAACCUUCCAUCUCUGCGGCUCCAGCUCGGCGGUUUUCGACUUGGUCGUGAAGUCGUACUCUCACCUGAAUCUCACAAGUAAGGCUCUCAACAUUGUUAAUUUGGCGAAAUUCCGUGGUUACAUGCCUGGUGUGUUGUCGUAUAAUGCUAUUUUAGAAUCCGUAGUUAGGUCGAAAGGGUCGGUCAAGUUUGCACAGGAGGUGUUCGAUGAAAUGACUAGGAGUGGGGUUUCCCCGAAUGUGUUUACUUACAACAUUCUGAUUAGGGGUUUCUGUGGGGCCGGGAAUCUGGAGAUGGGUUUGUGUUUUUUUGGGGAAAUGGAGAGGAACGGGUGUUUGCCGAAUGUUGUUACAUAUAACACGUUGAUUUAUGCGUAUUGUCAGUUGAGGAGGAUCGAGGAUGCAUUUAAUAUGUUGCGGUCAAUGGCGUUGAAGGGUUUGGAGCCAAAUUUGAUUUCAUACAAUGUGGUGAUCAAUGGAUUGUGUAAAGAAGGGAGGAUGAAGGAGACGGGUUAUAUUCUCGAGGAGAUGAAGAGGAAGGGAUUUGUUCCUGAUGAGAUUACUUAUAAUACGCUUAUUAGUGGGUAUUGUAAGGAUGAUAAUUUUCACCAAGCGCUUGUUUUGCACGUCGAGAUGGUCCGGAAUGGAUUGUCUCCAAAUGUCGUUACUUAUACGGCCUUGAUCAGUAGUAUGUGUAAGGCUAGGAAUUUAAACCGAGCAGUGGAGUUUUUCGAUCAGAUGCUUGUUAGGGGUCUCCGUCCGAAUGAGAGAACGUAUACGACAUUGAUUGACGGAUUCUCCCAGCAAGGUUUAUUACGGGAGGCUUACAGGUUUCUGAAUGAGAUGACUUCGGUCGGAUUCUCACCCUCAAUCGUUACUUAUAAUUCCCUUAUUAAUGGUCACUGCAACUUGGGAAAGAUGGAAGAGGCCAUGGGAAUUGUGCAAGAUAUGGUGGAGAAGGGGUUGACCCCAGAUGUGGUGAGUUAUAGUACUAUUAUUUCUGGGUUUUGCAGGCAUCAGGAAUUGGAGAAGGCAUUUCAAAUGAAAUUGGAGAUGAUUCAGAAGGGUGUAUCUCCUGAUUCUGUCACUUAUUCAUCACUUAUUCAGGGUCUUUGCCAGCAAAGGAGGCUUGAUGAAGCUUGCAAUCUCUUCCAGGAGAUGAUUGGUAAGGGCCUGCCUCCUGAUGAAGUUGCUUACACAACCUUGAUCAACGCUUAUUGUGUUGAAGGGGAUCUGAAUAGAGCCCUUCAAUUACACGAUGAAAUGAUACAGAGAGGUUUUCUACCUGACGUUGUUACCUACAGCGUGCUCAUUAAUGGACUUAACAAACAAGCUCGGACGAAGGAAGCGAAAAGGCUUUUACUUAAGUUGUUCUAUGAUGAGUCUGUUCCGACUGACAUCACAUAUAAUACUUUGAUAGAGAACUGCUGCAGUAUAGAAUUUAAAAGUGUGGUAGCUCUUGUAAAGGGAUUCUGUAUGAAGGGUUUGAUGAAAAAUGCUGAUCAGGUUUUUGAGACAAUGCUUAAAAGGAACUAUGAGCCUGAUGAGUCGGUUUACAAUGUAAUUAUACAUGGUCAUUGUCGGGCUGGCAACGUUCGAAAGGCAUACUAUCUAUACGAGGAAAUGAUGAAAUUUGGUUUUGUUCCUCAUACAGUAACUGUAAUAGCACUGAUUAAAGCCCUUUUCACAGAAGGAAUGAAUGAUGAACUGAGUCAUGUCAUACGCAACACAUUGAGAAGCUGUCGGCUUACUGAUGCCGAGCUUGCAAAAGUACUUGUUGAAAUCAAUCAUAAAGAAGGAAAUAUGGAUGCAGUUUUCAGUGUGCUUUCAGAAAUGGCUAAGGAUGGCCUUCUUCCAAACAGUGGAAUGACUGCUUAUGUUGGAGGAUAAAAGCCAUAAAAUUGUUAAUUAAAAUUUAAAACUUAGUGUUGGUUUUGGCUGACCUAGGCAAAGAUGAAGAUGCAAAAUACGAAUUUUCACCGAUGCUUUGGCAGCUUAUAUGAACGCACAUUAUUCUACCAAGUACAGUUUGAAACACUUGCCUGAGACUCGUUAUUCAUCAUUCCUCUUGGCUUUGCUUGCUGUUAACAAAUGAUUGCUGUGGCUAGCAUCAAUUCUCUUGUCGCAAUCGUGGUUAAGAAGAAGAUGGUACUGAUCAUGUAAAAAGGAUGUGACCUAAUCCGGCCAAGAAAGUUUUAUCAGAAUCAAGCUGGAAGUUAUGUUUUCUGCACGGUUAUAGCAUAACUGGUCAGUUUUCUCCAAUCAAAUAAGAAAGCCAAAAAUGAAACCUCCAUGUUACAUCUGCUGAGAUAUUGUCAAUGUUGUCUCCGUUCUCUCAGGUGCUCUCCUCUGAUUUCAUGUAUUGACCCAAAACUGAACAUAGAUGAAAGGCUUUCAUUGUCCUUAAGUUUUGGUCUUCACAUUAGCAAUCCAUUGUUUUCUCACUCCCUUUUUGGCUGAAAGUUUGUCAUGUACAAUCUUGUGUAAACUCUUUUUGCCCCUACACAUUUUUAUGUAUCCACUGUGUAAUAAGGUCGAUAGUCAUAGCAAAGCUUUGAAUACAGAGGGAAAUAUAUUUUAUGGGUUCAAGUAUCU